AACACCCCACAGCCCGAAUGCACCAGUUACCGCUUUCUGGGAGGUAAUCGACUCUGUGACUUAAGACCCGCAUUCAACAGCAUCUUGGUUUGUGGUCGGCGGUUCCGGUCAUUCUGCCGUGGUAAACCUUUGUAAUACGCGCCUGACAAGUUUGGGAGGAAGUAGCUGAAGAAACGGAACCUGAAUUUCGGACGUCUCGGUAAUGCAGUAAACUGGGGAAGAUCACUCGCUGCUUUUUUCCUCAGUUUCGGCGAUCAUUCAGCCAGUCAGCCGGUUUGUGUGGCUGAGGGCAGCCCGCAGAAAUGGAGGUUGUAGAGAGGGCCAGAGAGGCCUUUCUGUCUGGGAGGUCGCGACCCCUGAAGUUCAGAGUUCAGCAGCUGAAAUCUCUGCGCAAGCUGUUCCUGGAGAGGCAGGAUGAGAUCGCUGCUGCUCUAACACAGGACAUCAACAAGAGCCAGUAUGACCUGCAGUUGUAUGAGCUGAUUGGGAUAGACGGUGAGAUCCGAUUGGCCGUGGAGAGGCUAGCGGAGUGGGCGGCGCCCCGGCCGGUGGAGAAGAACCUGCUCACUCUGACUGACAGGGUGUUCGUCCAACCAGAGCCGCUGGGGGUGGUGCUGAUCAUCGGAGCCUGGAACUACCCCUGGGCCAUUACCAUCCAGCCCCUCAUUGGGGCUAUCGCUGCAGGAAACUCAGCAGUGGUGAAGCCGUCAGAAUUGAGUGAGAACUCAUCCAAGCUUCUGAAGGAGCUGCUUCCUCAGUAUUUGGACAAGGAGCUGUAUCCCGUGGUUACCGGGGGGGUCCCGGAGACCCAGGAGCUGCUGAAGUUGCGUUUUGACCACAUCUUCUACACGGGGAACCCCGCCGUGGGAAAACUGGUGAUGGAGGCCGCCGCCCGUCACCUGACCCCCGUCACCCUGGAGCUGGGGGGGAAGAGCCCCUGCUACAUCGACAAGGACUGUGACAUCACAAUCGCCUGCAGACGGGUCACCUGGGGAAAGUUCGCAAACUGCGGCCAGACCUGCAUCGCCCCCGACUACGUCCUGUGUGAGGCCAGCAUCCAGGACCGCGUGGUGGAGGAGAUCGGCCGCACCCUGCUGGAGUUCUAUGGCGACGACCCCAUGACCUCCCCAGACUAUGGACGCAUCAUCAAUGCGCGCCACUUCAAGCGGGUGAUGGCCCUGCUGGAGGGGAGCGAGGUGGCCCUGGGGGGCCAGAGCGACGAGGCGCAGCGCUACAUCGCCCCCACGGUCCUCCGGGACGUGCAGCCGGACUCCAAGGUGAUGCAGCAGGAGAUCUUUGGCCCCCUGUUGCCCAUAGUAACGGUCAGCGGGCUGGACGAGGCGAUCCGCUUCAUCAACGCCAGAGAGAAACCGCUGGCUCUGUACGUCUUCAGCUCCAGAAAAAGAGUGAUAAAGCGAAUGAUCGCGGAGACGUCCAGCGGAGGAGUCACAGCCAACGACGUCCUGAUGCACUACGCCGUCCCCUCCCUGCCGUUCGGGGGUGUGGGUAACAGCGGGAUGGGCAGCUACCACGGUAAGCACACCUUUGAGCAGCUGAGCCACCUGCGGUCCUGUCUGGUCAAGCCACUGGCCCUGGAGGGCCUGAACCAGGUGCGCUACCCGCCCCAGGGCCCCGCCCGCCUGCGCCGGGCCCAGCUCCUCACGCAGGCAGCCCUGUGCAGCUGCCCCCGGCCCGUCUGCGUCUGCGCAGUCCUGGCCUCCAUCACGGCUCUGGGCCUGCUGGUCGCACUGCUGGUGGUGCUGCUCAAGGACUCUGCGUCAUCCUGAUCUUCUUGCUCAUAUGGACAUCAACAUUGCUUGUUUCUGGGGUUCGAGGUCAAAGGUCAGACUCCUGGCAUAACCCAGGCGUGCCGGGUGUGUUGGGGACACGCGUGUCGCCCGCGUGUAAGACCCGUGCCGAGGUGCCUUUGAGUCACAUGGUACUCCCUGGUGCUUCCACGGGUGUGGUCUCGCAGCAGCAUAACAUCACACUAACUAAGUAUAUACACUAGCACUUAUUAAAUUAAAUGUGCAGUGUUACGAUACUGAUAUCAUGAAAUUGCUACAUUGAUAAAUUGUCUCUGUGUGUCCAACCUCGAGGUAUUUUGCAUUGCAGUGUUUAUAUUUUGUGUCACAUGACCACGUGUUCCAUUUCCACGUUUGCAGAAUGCAAAGUAGUCUGAUUAUUCCAUGAAAGAACCAUGUAAAAUAUAACCAAGUGUUUAAUUCAUGAA
Messenger RNA from Anguilla rostrata (American eel), 2233 nucleotides. Its product is annotated as aldehyde dehydrogenase, dimeric NADP-preferring-like. The record is from RefSeq and is a predicted model, not a curated record. Bases 303 to 1787 code for a protein of 494 amino acids. Lineage: Eukaryota; Metazoa; Chordata; Actinopteri; Anguilliformes; Anguillidae. Gene Ontology annotation, molecular function: 3-chloroallyl aldehyde dehydrogenase activity; aldehyde dehydrogenase (NAD+) activity. The transcript has 11 exons. Gene Ontology annotation, cellular component: cytoplasm. Gene Ontology annotation, biological process: aldehyde metabolic process.